GCUUUCGAUAAUAACAUAUCGGAAAAGCGUUUGUUUGUCAUUUCUGUGCAUAACAAUAUCUUUUUAUUUUGCUUGUCGGCACUUAUAAAACAUUUUUGGAGCUGCUAAAUCAAUUCAGCUGUUGAAUCUUAUUAUUUGAAACACAAACUUCGACUGCAUCAUGCCUCCUAAACUUAAAUUCACUGAAGGUGAAAAAGUGCUUUGCUUCCAUGGACCACUUAUUUACGAAGCUAAAAUGCUCAAAAGUAUGGUGAUGAAGGAUAAACAGGUGAAAUAUUUUAUUCACUACGCUGGUUGGAAUAAAAAUUGGGACGAAUGGGUACCGGAAAAUCGGGUUCUCAAAUAUAAUGAAGCAAACGUUCAGCGCCAGCGAGAGGUGACUAAAUUGCACUCCUCGUUAGCAGCUAAAAAUAAGAAGGCAAAUGCUAAAGCGAAAAAAGCUGACACAAGCGCAGGAUCUAGCAAAGAUGGAGACUCGCGAGCAUCUACUCCAUCGAAGGAGGUGGCAAAAGAAAAAGAGCACACCCCGAGUACUUCAGGAACUGCCACACCGAUUGCUUCUACUUCCGGUACGGCUUCCACUAACAAUACACCUACGACAACCAGCCGCAGUAGAUCAUCGGCCAAAAAUGCUGCUGCUGCGGUAGCAACACCCACUCCAGCAGCAAAAGAAAAAUCCGAGGAAAAAGAAGCCCCCGUUGAGAAGCGUAAAUCUGAGGAUACUCCAGAAUCAUCCCAAGCAUCCGCAAGAAAGAAACGCGGCCGCAGUGAUACCACUUCUUCGAAUGUCGAAUCAGAAGAUCAGUUCCUAUCAAAAGUGGAAGUUAAAAUCAAAAUUCCUGAUGAACUUAAACCGUGGUUGGUGGAUGACUGGGAUGCAAUCUCCCGACAGAACAAGCUAGUGGAAUUACCUGCCAAGACGACAGUCCAUGAAAUCGUUGAUAACUAUGUUCAAUAUAAGAAGUCUAGUAAAGCUUCAACGGCUACGAAGGAGAAUGCCGUUCAGGACAUAGCGAACGGAAUCGUUGAAUACUUCAAUGUCAUGCUUGGAUCUCAAUUGCUCUAUAAAUUUGAAAGGCCACAAUAUGCUGAGAUGAUCCAGCAGCAUCCUGGCGUACCGAUGGCAAAGAUAUACGGUUCGUUUCAUUUACUGCGGCUUUUCGUAAAACUAGGUUCGAUGCUAGCUUUUACUGCACUCGACGAAAAAUCAAUUCAAACUUUGAUUGGACACAUUCAGGAUUUCCUAAAGUAUAUGGUAAAAAACAGCAGCACGUUGUUUUCGAUGCAGCAAUUUGUCAAUACCAGUCCGGAGUACCACCGGAAAGCACAAUGAUUUUUAUUACCGUUUCAUCGCAUCGAGAUGAACCGUUACUUGGACUUCACUUAAAGAUGUAGAGAUUCUUUUAUUGUGGAAUGAAUUUCUUUUAUUAUAGAUAUACUAGUAUAUCACGAAAUAAAAAUUAUAGAUUGCUAUGGAUCAAUAA
Messenger RNA from Wyeomyia smithii (pitcher-plant mosquito), 1484 nucleotides. RefSeq names its product nuA4 complex subunit EAF3 homolog (gene MRG15). The record is from RefSeq and is a predicted model, not a curated record. Bases 161 to 1333 code for a protein of 390 amino acids. Gene Ontology annotation, cellular component: nucleus; NuA4 histone acetyltransferase complex. The transcript has 3 exons. Lineage: Eukaryota; Metazoa; Arthropoda; Insecta; Diptera; Culicidae. Gene Ontology annotation, biological process: chromatin organization; regulation of DNA-templated transcription.